Molecule: messenger RNA, 1308 nt
Organism: Diachasma alloeum
Lineage: Eukaryota; Metazoa; Arthropoda; Insecta; Hymenoptera; Braconidae
Exons: 7
Coding region: 1-1308 (435 amino acids)
Biological process (GO): detection of chemical stimulus involved in sensory perception of smell; sensory perception of smell
Cellular component (GO): plasma membrane
Molecular function (GO): odorant binding; olfactory receptor activity
Source: RefSeq, a predicted model, not a curated record
AUGCCGAGGAUCCUCGAGAGACUCCGAGACAGCUUUGGUGCCCUCGGUCGACUCAAGGAAAUCAUUCAUUUUCGAAAAUUCAUUACCCAGAUAAAUCGUAAAUCUUCGGAGAGAACAGAAACAAAUUCAGCAAUUGAUUUCGAUGAGGAAAUAAAAUAUCCCCGGAUAACAAUGAAAAUCAUCGGAAUUUGGCCCUUCGCAUAUCGCGGGAAACAGACUAUCCAUUGUAUUACCGUACCUGUUCUAACUUUGUUAGUUCUCCUGACAACGAAAUCAUACACCAUAGAAUGGAGAAAUGAUGGAACCUAUCAGUUAUUGAUCACCAUUUUUAUCGAAUUAGUUACUGUUAAAGUCUUCAUAUGCAAAAUUUUCGAACAAGAUAUUCAAGAAAUAUUUGCAUUCAUGGAAGAUGAUUGGAAUCGUUCAAAAUAUUUCACGAUUGAGAGAAAGAAUAUCAUGGCGAAUAAUGCUAAACAAUCACAAAUCAUUUCAAAAGUGUUGGGAAUUUUAGUUGCUGCUGGAACUACUUCUGCAGUAAAUCUUCCUUGGGUAGCAUCACAUAUCCUGCAGGAAUCAGUGCAAUUUUACGCUGAUAUUUGGUAUCCUUUCACCAUAUCUCCCAUUUCUGGACUCAUAAUGAUUCUGGAAUUUUUAACGAUACUGUACACUUCUAUGGCUUUCUUAUGUCUCGAAACAUACUUCAUUAUUGUGGCUAAACAUUGUUGCGCGCAAUUGAAAAUCCUCAGUAGUACUAUUGAACAGUACAAUGGACGUAUUUUGCAUAAUAUUCCUACAGAGCAGUACGAUUGCGCAUGCACUGAAUGUAUUGUGAUGAGACACGUCGAAAUAAUAGAAUUUUUCAAAUCAAUCAAAAAGUUGUUCCACCCUCUUAUAUCGACUAACUUGGUAUUAGGCCAAAUGUAUAUCCUUGCAGCGGUAGUUACGUCCUUCAAGCAAAGUGGAUCUGGAAGUACUUUUUUUCUCAUCAUCUGUUGGAUGUCUGGUUCUCUAUCAAUUCUAACAAAACUCCUUUAUUGUAACAUCGGUGAAGAGCUGAGACAAGAGAGUCUCAAUGUAGGUGACGCUGUAUUCAAUUGUCAAUGGCAUGAGUUAGAGGGAAUUGACGCUAAAUCGAGCUUGAUGACAAUGAUUGUUUCUCAAAGUAUGCCUAUGGUGAUAAUGGCCGGUGGAAUUUUUCCAGUGUCACACGAAUUAUUUAAAGAUUGUGUCUUCUCAGUGCUUUCGGUAUUCUCACUCUUCCGAACCAUCUACCAGAAGAAUAAUCGCUCAUCGGCAAUUGAAACUUAA